Molecule: messenger RNA, 1290 nt
Organism: Phyllostomus discolor (pale spear-nosed bat)
Lineage: Eukaryota; Metazoa; Chordata; Mammalia; Chiroptera; Phyllostomidae
Product: butyrophilin subfamily 3 member A3-like
Exons: 12
Coding region: 1-1290 (429 amino acids)
Molecular function (GO): protein binding
Source: RefSeq, a predicted model, not a curated record
AUGGUGGCCGUGGGCGUGGGCGUGAUUGUGCUGAUGGUGAAAACGCUGUGCUUCUCGUCGGGACAACAGAACACGCAGGAGCAAAGCGCCAAAGGUGAGGAGCUGCCUCAGGUCUAUGCAGAGCCCCUGAUGCCACCUUCUGGGAUCCUGCUAGCCUGGACAGUGGCCCUGAAGGUUUUGCUGGGUCUCCUGGCACGGUUGUGGUGGCAACAGCGGAAGAAAAUCCAGGACCUGUCCCAGGAGCAGAAGAGGGAGCGAGAAGAGAAAGAAGCAGCUGAGGCAGAGAAAGAAAAAGCUCAGGAAGCGAAAAGAAAGCUGCAGGAUGAACUCAGGUGGACAAAGAUACCCUACCUACCACGUGAGGAUCGGUGUCAGGUCUAUGCAGACUUGAAGAUGUCCCUCUUCCAGCCUGCAGAUGUGUUUCUGGAUCCAGACACGGCGCACCCCGCCCUCCUGGUUUCUGAGGAGCAGAGGAGCCUUCAAGGGAUAGACACAUGGCAGAACCUGCCAGAAAACCCUGAGAGAUUUUGUGGGAAUGAGUGUGUGCUGGGCUGUGAGAGCUUUGCCUCAGGGAGACGCUUCUGGGAGGUGGAGGUGGGGGACAGGGCACAGUGGCGUGUUGGGGUGUGCAGGGAGAACGUGAGGAGGAAAGAUGGUGUUAAAAUGGCCCCCAAGAAUGGGUUCUGGACAGUGGGGCUGAAUCCUGGGAAUGAAUACCUGGUUUUCACUGACCGGCAGACCCCACUGGCAAAUAUCAGCCCCCCUGAGAGGGUGGGGGUUUUCCUGGACUAUGAGCUGGGGGAGGUCUCAUUCUACAAUGCCAUCGAUGGGUCCCACAUCUUCACCUUCCCGCACACCCGCUUCUCUGGGCCUCUGAGGCCUGUUUUCAUGCUUUGUAGAAAUGAGCCCACUCCCUUGACCAUUUGCCCAGCGCAGAAAGCAGUGAGGAGAUGCCGUGUGCCUGACCCAGGGCCUGACCCCUCCCUGGAGACCCCAGUGUCCCCGGGCUCAGCUGAUGGGAACAGGGACUCUCAGCUGAUUGUCCUGUCGGGCAGGGUCAUGGGCAGCCCCGAGGGUCCCUCCCAGGGCACCAAGGAGCCCCCGCCGCCGCCUCCUCGGAUGCUGCAGCCCUGGAUGGUGGCCGUGGGCGUGGGCGUGAUUGUGCUGAUGGUGAAAACGCUGUGCUUCUCGUCGGGACAACAGAACACGCAGGAGCAAAGCGCCAAAGGUGAGGAGUGGCCUCAGGUCUAUGCAGCUCUUGCUGGGGACAGUUUUGGGGGAGUGACCUGA